AUGACUGCUCCUGGUCCGAAUGGAGAAUAUCCAGUCUUCUUACAAAGGGCUGGUAAGAUCAUCAUUAAGCCGAUUGUGAGACUCGCUAGGGCUAUUCUGACUUUGGGUUAUGUUUCAGCGGCAUGGAGGGGUGCGACAGUAGCCUUUAUUCCGAAAGCAGGCAGGAUCGUGUAUACUUCACCCAAGGAUUUUCGACCCAUCAGCCUCACAUCUUUCCUACUAAAAACAGUUGAAAGAAUCGUGGAUAGAUAUAUCUGCGAUAAGAUCUUGUCAAGUAGUCCUCUUCACAAGCAAAAACAUGUCUAUGGGGCUGGUCACUCGAUUAAGACGGCCCUAAGCACAGCAGUUAACCUAAUUCAAAGACAAGUGAAGCAGAAAGGCAUCGCGCUUGAAACCUUCAGGGACAUAGAUUGA
This is a messenger RNA of Belonocnema kinseyi, 414 nucleotides long. RefSeq lists its product as uncharacterized. The record is from RefSeq and is a predicted model, not a curated record. Bases 1 to 414 code for a protein of 137 amino acids. NCBI's taxonomy places the organism in Eukaryota, Metazoa, Arthropoda, Insecta, Hymenoptera, Cynipidae. The transcript has a single exon.